Messenger RNA from Cuscuta epithymum, 1005 nucleotides. The record is from the annotation of a GenBank genome assembly. Lineage: Eukaryota; Viridiplantae; Streptophyta; Magnoliopsida; Solanales; Convolvulaceae.
UUUCUUAACAGUGUAAAAACGCAUAUUAUGGAAAAUGAAAUCUUGAAUAUGAUUCGGUUGUUUCUGAGAAAUUAAAUUGACCAUAUCAUCUGAAAAUACAGACACCAGACAAAAGGGGGAAUAAUAAUAUUAAGUACUAUUAUUAUUACAUGAAAGGAGUCUUUCUUUAGCCCCUCUUAACAGGAUCGAAGUUGGAGACGCCAAUGACGACGCCAGCAAUGACGGCGACCACAAGCCCACCGGCAACAAUGCUUAGCAAGAAGUUCUUCAGAGACGGCGAGAUACUGUCAGCCGCUUCAGCCACCCCCGGAGUCACCAAGGAUGCCGUCAGUGCGGCUGCCGUCAGUCCGGUAACAGCCUUGUCUUUGAGCGACGCUCUCACUUCGAAAUUCCCGGCUGGUUUUGACGCCGCGAUCGGCUUAGAUUGUCUCGCCGGCGACAUCGGCUUCAAGAAGGAACCAACGGCGGCCGCGGUUGGCUGCCGCUUGAGGGCCGCAACUGUCAGUGGGGGCAUCACCAUGGAAACUGCACAAGUAGAGGCCAUUUAUUUGCGGUUCGAUCACUUGGCUAUCUCUGCUCUAUUUCGUUUAUUUGGUGGAUGUUUAGAGAAGUUCAGCGAUAUGAUUUUGAUAGGAGAGAGAGGGGGAUUGAGUGGGAAAUUAAAUGAGUGGUGGAAAAUGCAUAGAGCCCAAAGGAUUUCCUAUCUUCAGUCCUACCUGGCAUCUUCUAAACAUGGCACGGUGGAUAGGGUUAUCCUUCGCUUCUUCUAAUUGGAAAAUUCUAAAAUUCUUCUAAUUUUAAAAUGUUUUUAUUCUCUAUAUAUGAGUAAUUACUUUUAUAUAAUUAAAGAUAUUCAAAAAGCCUCCAUAUAUAAUUAAAAAUUAACACAUCCAAACCGAAUCAAACCGAACCGAACCAAACCGGAAAAUAGUAUGGUUUUUGUUUAGUAAUAAUUCUUCCAACCCGUUCCAUCAUGAACCGAAUCAAAAUCGAAAAAAAUCGAAC